Dracunculus medinensis (Guinea worm) is the source of this 348-nucleotide messenger RNA. Lineage: Eukaryota; Metazoa; Nematoda; Chromadorea; Rhabditida; Dracunculidae. The record is from the annotation of a GenBank genome assembly.
AAAAAUAGGUGCAUUUCUCUAAACAAUUUUUUAAAAAAUAAAAGCAAUAACAAUAAAAAAUUAUUUUUUGAAUUUCACUAUAAAAUUUCAUUUUUUGCACUUUCAGAUUCGUUGUAUUUCAACUGGGAGCAGUGGAGUACAUGGACUAAAUGUGAAAAUGGUGAAAGAUUUAGAUCUCGCUCGUGUAUGGAUCGGAAGCAUGUAGCAUGCACUGGGGCUCGAUUUCAAAAACAAAUAUGCUUUGAGACUGAAUCAUUUUACCGGCCAGUAUUUUCCAGCGAUCCUUGGGCAAUUGAACGAGAAAUUAGUCAAAUUCAUGGCUAUAAAAAUGUGGAUCAGCGAUCUUGA